This is a messenger RNA of Ramularia collo-cygni, 570 nucleotides long. RefSeq lists its product as uncharacterized. Lineage: Eukaryota; Fungi; Ascomycota; Dothideomycetes; Mycosphaerellales; Mycosphaerellaceae. The record is from RefSeq and is a predicted model, not a curated record. The coding region runs from base 1 to 570 and encodes 189 amino acids. Gene Ontology annotation, molecular function: protein tyrosine/serine/threonine phosphatase activity. The transcript has a single exon. Gene Ontology annotation, biological process: protein dephosphorylation. Gene Ontology annotation, cellular component: nucleus.
AUGGCUCGCUUCUGGGAAUUUGCUCAACUGAGUGACAGCUUCAAAGGCAUGAGCUGGUUCGACCGCGUUCCAAAGAUGUCGGAGAAGCUGUACAUUGGAGGCCUCUCAGCUCUUUACAAAGAACCAGAUCCGUUGAAGGAUGGAGGCGUCACCCAUGUCUUAUCUGCCCUGGAUUUUGACGUGCGAGACUCCAAGCAACUCAAGGACUAUCAACAUCUGACCAUCAGCGUGGAUGACGACCCCAACGAGGAUCUGCUGAGCCACUUCCCGCAAACCAACGCCUUCAUUGAUGCAGGCCUGCAGAAUGGCGGAGGCGUCUUCGUUCACUGCGCUAUGGGAGUCAGUCGAUCGGCGACAUUCGUUUGUGCAUACUUGAUGUGGAAGCACAAAAUCAGCAGUGAAUCAGCGCUGAAGUGGUUACGCGAGGGGAGAAAAAGAGCCACGCCCAACGCGGGCUUCAUGGAGCAGCUCGCUGUGUAUGAUGCGAUGCUUCAUGCCGAAGAUCAAUCGACUAGAGAUGCCAUUCUGCAAAAAUGGAAGAAGAGUAGGAAAGGCUCCUCAAAACUGUGA